AUGGACGCAACUCUGGUCGCAAAGCUUCUUUCCAUCCCUUGUGGGUUUCUACUUGGCAGCUACAACGCAGUCUUGUCACAGAAUGUAAUGCCACAUCUUUACAAGCAACCAGCAUCGGUAGUGGCUUCCAUCUUCGCCAAAAUCUACAAGAUCGGUUCGACUACCAUCGCGCCGCUGGCGACCACAGCUAUCCUUGCAUAUAGCUAUUUGGCAUACUCAAGCACACACCACAAGAGGCAACAAUAUGGCAUAGCUGCAGUCUUGACCUUGGCCACGCUACCUAUGACUCAGAUAGUCAUGAUGCCGAGCAUCUCUCGCCUCUUGGAGAUCAGUAGUAAUGGAGAUCUGCAGAAAACAGCGGGCCUUGACCAGGAAGUCGUGAGGUUGCUGAAGACUUGGGUUGCACAGAACUACUUCCGGGCUACUCUGCAUCUGUCUGCUGGGUUCGUUGGCCUCUAUGCUGGGCUGACAUAG
Molecule: messenger RNA, 474 nt
Organism: Aureobasidium musti
Lineage: Eukaryota; Fungi; Ascomycota; Dothideomycetes; Dothideales; Saccotheciaceae
Source: the annotation of a GenBank genome assembly